UCUCCUCAGGGCCCUCCACGCCUCCCGCACACCUCCUGUGCUCGGCCCACACCACUGGCACCAGGCCCCGGACACCUGCUCCGCUCCAGGAGGAUGGCCACCCCUCGCCUGCUGUGGAUGGGACUGCUGCUGUUGGGGAUCCUGCAGACCCAGGCCCAGGCCACCGUCUCUGUGCAGCCUGACUUCCAACAGGACAAGUUCCUGGGGCGCUGGUUCAGCGCGGGCCUCGCCUCCAACUCGAGCUGGUUCCAAGAGAAGAAGGCGGUGCUGUCCAUGUGCAAGUCGGUGGUGGCCCCGACCGCGGACGGCGGCCUCAACCUCACCUCUACCUUCCUCAGGAAAAACCAGUGUGAGACCCGGACUAUGCUGCUGAAGCCCGAAGGGUCCCCCGGCUCCUACAGCUACCAGAGUCCCCACUGGGGCAGCACCUACCACGUCUCGGUGGUGGAGACAGACUACACGGAGUACGCCCUGCUGCGCAGCGAGGGCAGCAAGGGCCCGGGCCAGGACUUCCUCAUGGCCACACUCUACAGCCGCACCCAGACCCCCAGGGCUGAGUUGAAGGAGAAAUUCACCACCUUCUCCAAGUCCCAGGGCUUUACAGAGGACACCAUUGUCUUCCUGCCCAAAACCGAAAAAUGCAUGAAGGAGCCAGAAUAGGGAGAGGCUGAGAGGUGCCUGCACCGAUGGAUCCUGCUCUCCCGGCCAGGUGACCCCAGCCCUCGGGACCGCUCUGCUGUGCUCUUUCCUCGGAACACCAGCCCUGGCUCUCCCCAAAUCGCCUCUGUCCCCCGGCUCUGAUAAAUAAACUCCUGAAGCAAGUCAGCA
Molecule: messenger RNA, 828 nt
Organism: Microcebus murinus (gray mouse lemur)
Lineage: Eukaryota; Metazoa; Chordata; Mammalia; Primates; Cheirogaleidae
Source: RefSeq, a predicted model, not a curated record